AUGACGCCGGAAUGGUGGCCCGGAGAGGACCAUGAACAGUUCGUGCAGUGGGCAAUAUCCCAAGGCGUCAUUGUGGAUGGAGUUGGUCCAGCACGCUUCCAGGGACGUGGUCUAGGAAUGAUAGCUAUGCGAGACAUACAAGAAGAGGAGGUUAUUGUGCGAGUGCCGCAACGAGUAAUGUUAACAGAAGAAGCCAUUCCGCCUUCAUUCUCUAGCAGGUUCCCCGAAAAGACGCCGGUUCACGCGCUUCUGGCUGCAUUCUUGUGUAAUGGCGAGCCGGAGGACCUCCAGCCCUUUCAGCUCUGGAGAAAGACCUGGCCUAGCCGGAAGGACUUUGAGGACUGCAUGCCGAUUCUAUGGCAGGAGAAUUCCAGUUCCAUGCUACCGCCGUCUAUCUCGGGUAGAUGGAAGAAUGUCCAGAAGCAAAAACUCGACUUUGAAUACGAGUCCUCGCACCAAAACAUCCUUGCUCAGCAGCGGGUGAGAUUGCGCAAUGCCUGGGAGAGCGUUGUUGCUGUGUUUCCGGAGACUGAUUGGGAAGGAUUCUCCUACCACUGGCUCAUUGUAAAUACUCGGAGCUUCUUCUAUCUGAUGCCCGGCCAAGAGCAACCAGAAGAUCGGAAUGAUGCUAUGGCUCUACUGCCAUUAGCUGAUUACUUCAACCAUUCCGACGUGGCAUGUAACGUGAAAUUUGAUGGCCAUGAAUACGUAUUCAGGGCCGUAAAAGCGUAUAACACAGGAGAAGAAGUCUUUAUGAGUUACGGACCUCAUACCAAUGAUUUCCUGUUCACUGAAUACGGUUUCUACCUCGAUUCGAACCAGUCCGAAGCACUAUACCUCGAUGACAUUAUAUUUCAAGACUUGAACCCGUCCCUCCGGGAGGAACUAAACCUACAGCAAUAUUAUGGCAACUAUCAGGUCACGGCCACGGGAGUGUGCUAUCGGACCGAGAUAGCCGCUUGCAUUGUAUACAUGUCUCUCAAAGACUGGCAAAACUACACCCUCGGCUACUCUACCAGGGGAGUAGACGCAGAAAAGUCGGCAAAGGUCAUCCGCAAAUGGAUCGGCACAUACGUAGAAGAAGCGAAUGCGAGUAUUGACGAGCUGCUGGAGAAGCGUGGGUCUGGAAACAUAGACCGGGAAGACGAGGGAAGGAUGCGAAUGCUGAUCAAGAGGUGGAGCCAGGUAAAGGAUCUUUGUUUGAGAGCUCUAAAGGAAGUCGGAUGA
Messenger RNA from Aspergillus calidoustus, 1227 nucleotides. Lineage: Eukaryota; Fungi; Ascomycota; Eurotiomycetes; Eurotiales; Aspergillaceae. The record is from the annotation of a GenBank genome assembly.